Molecule: messenger RNA, 5976 nt
Organism: Nothobranchius furzeri (turquoise killifish)
Lineage: Eukaryota; Metazoa; Chordata; Actinopteri; Cyprinodontiformes; Nothobranchiidae
Source: RefSeq, a predicted model, not a curated record
UUGUUUUACCGCUGGCUUUGAGGCUAGCCGAGAGAAAAGAGAAGGUAAAUGGAACAGGCGGCUGUAAUGGAGAGCGAAAGGACUGGGAGCUUAAAUGUUCUGGAGACAUGGCGUGGCUGCAUGACACAAUAAAGGAAUCUCGCCACCAUAAAUGGACGAUUCCGAAAAACAAAGUCGAGGCCGUGGCAUCGAGCUUCCUGCCUGGAGAAUUUUCAUUUCGCUCUGCGUUUACCUCGUUUAACCCAAAGCAGAGAGAGAGAGAGAGCACGCACCGUUUGAUCCGAGCAGGAUCUGCAGAGAGGAGUCUGUGACCAACAACCUCGCCUGACAGCUUUAAAGGAAGCUCAGUAUGAGUCGAGAUGGGUGGAUGAAGAAGAAAGCUAAUACUGGUGAUGAUAAUGGUUGGGGUGAAAAGGUGAGUAUUACUCUCCUACAGCUGUCAGAGCUCCACUGUGAGUUAGACAGUUUGCAGGAUCUGCAGCACACAACGUUACAUGUUAUUUUGCAGGUUAGAAAAUAACGAUGGAUCGUGAUGCCCACAGAAAAGUCUCAGCUGUGUUUCUGUUAUUUCAUACAUUCCUUCUCCUGCAGGGCGGCUACAUGGCCGCCAAGGUCUCCAAGCUCGACGAGCAGUUUAAACGUGAUGCCCCUAGAGAGAAGCAGAAGGAAGGAACAUGCUCCAGCAUCUUCAGCGGUGUGUCCAUAUACGUCAACGGAUACACAGAUCCGAGCGCUGACGAGCUCCGCAAACUGAUGAUGCUACACGGGGGUCAGUUCCAUCUCUAUUACUCGCGCUCCAACACCACUCACAUCAUCGCCAGCAACUUACCCAACUCCAAGAUUCAGGAGCUCAAAGGGGAAAAGGUCAUCCGGCCCCAGUGGAUCACGGACAGUGUCGUGGCUGGGCGCCUCCUGCCUUAUUUCCAGUACCAGCUGUACACGAAACAGAAAAGCACACUCUUCCCCGGCGUUAUCCUGCACCGCAGCUCCACCGCCACCGGGUCCGGCCACCUUCCCCUUCAGACCAGCGCUCGCCAGAAGCUGCGUUCGCCACAGCGCAACACUGAGCUCUCUGUUCCCCACAGUGAAAGGUCCUUGUCCAGCUGCCAGAACAACUCCAUCCUUGUCUCCACCCGCAUUGAAGCUGACCCCUUGUCCACCCUGCACAGUGGCAGAGCUCGCUCGGUGAACCCCAGACCCAAUCAGCUCACCACAGAUCUACUCACACACAACCAGUGCAGCACAAAGCACUCGCAUCCUGCCCACCUGCAUGAAGAAGACCUUAAAAUAAAUGGGCGACUGCAGACCUCUGUGGAUAACACGAGCCAUUCCAAAAUAAAAAAGCUGCAGGAGUGUACAGAAGAUGACUUUUGUUCUUUUGGGGUGAAUGAAGCCCCCCUUACUAAUGGACAUGCUCAUCUUGUCAACGGUGCCUUAAAGUCAGGGGACCUGUCCUCUGGAACUGAUCCCAACUACAGGAUCGGGUCCAAAAGUAAAGUGCAGCGUUCAACGGAUAAACCUCAAAGUCCUCUGAAACAGAACAAGUGUGACCCGUAUGAGUUCCCCCCCAGCCCUCCAAAGCUUGACGCAUCACCUGAUGGCCAUAGAACUCCUCCGCCCGCUUGUCCUGAGUCUCCAAAAGCCAACAAAACCCAACUCCCACCCAAACGUCUCCUCUCAACUCGGGUCCAAACAGUUUCUGAGCAGUCUCAUCUGUCCCUUUCAUCCUGUUCUCUGUCGCAGUCUUCAGUUCGACCGAACGGCAGUCACCGCGAUGCCUUCUCAUCCGACCUCUCGUUCCUCGGCACGGCCUCCGUAACAGCCAAGCCCGACCCCCCCGCCGGCGAGUCUCCGUCCAAGGCCUCGGAGCAUCUGCUGGAGCAGACGGGCGGUCUGAUCUCGGAGUUCUACUCACACUCGCGUCUGCAUCAGAUCUCCACGUGGAGGAUCAGCUUCUCUGAGUACGUCAAUGAGCUGCACAGCAAAACGAAAGCGCCGGGAGUGGCUUCCUACCCUGGAAGAGACCGACUGAAGAAAUUCACAAGUCAGCGACCAACGGGCAGCCGCGGCACAUCAGCACCGAGGAGCAUCAAGUCAUGCAUCCUCCAUGUGGACAUGGACUGUUUUUUUGUGUCUGUCGGGAUCCGGCACAGACCGGAUCUUAAAGGGAAGCCCGUAGCUGUCACCAGCAACCGCGGACAGGGUAGAGUUCCCAUAAGGCCUGGAGCUAACCCGCAGGCGGAGCAGCAGUACUACCAGAGGAAACACACUCAUCCUCAGCCAGACGAGGAUCUACUGGGGACUCCCUCGCAAGGCUGGCCCAACUCCUGCGACAGCAGAGCGGAGACGGAUGCCGCGGCUCUCUCCAUGGCGGAGAUCGCUUCCUGUAGUUACGAAGCUAGGCAGGUGGGAGUGAGGAACGGGAUGUUUUUUGGCAAAGCGAAGCAGCUGUGCCCCUCGUUGCAGGCUGUUUCUUAUGACUUUGAGGCUUAUAGAGAGGUGGCUCUAAACAUGUAUGAGAUCCUAGCGAGUUACACUCGUGACAUAGAGGCUCUGAGCUGUGACGAGGCGUUGGUAGACGCUUCUGCUCUGCUCGCUGAGGUAGGAGUCGGCCCGGAGGAUUUGGCCAGAGCCAUCAGAGCAGACAUCGAGAAGAAAACAGGAUGCUGUGCUUCAGUGGGGAUGGGGUCUAACAUUCUUUUGGCUCGGCUGGCGACCCGUAAGGCCAAACCCAAUGGGCAGUACUUCCUUAAAUCUGAAGAAGUGGACGAUUUUAUCAGGGAUCUACCAGUUACCAGUUUACCAGGGGUUGGUCGUGCUAUGGCUAAAAAACUUGCCGGUAUGGAGGUGACGUCAUGUGGGGACCUCCAGCACGUUACUCUGUCUCAGCUGCAGAAAAGGUUUGGACCGCGUACCGGACAAACCCUGUUCCGGUUCUGCAGGGGCUUGGACGACCGGCCUGUUCGCUUUGAGAAGGAGAGAAAAUCGGUGUCGGCUGAGAUGAACUACAACAUUCGUUUCACCACGGUUGAUGAGACGGAAAGUUUCCUGACCAGUUUAUCCACGGAAGUGCAACGGCGUUUACAAGAAGCGGGGCUACGCGGUCGGAGAGUCACGCUUAAGGUCAUGGUUCGUAAAGCAGGAGCGCCGCUGGAGCCGGCUAAAUAUGGAGGCCACGGCAUUUGUGAUAAUCUGGCAAAGACUGUGAUGCUCGCUCAGUCCACCGACAGCGGUCAGCUGAUCGCCUCUGCCGUUAUCAAGCUGUUCCAUGCCAUGAAGCUGCAGGUUCAGGACUUGAGAGGAGUUGGGAUUCAGGUUCAGCUUCUUGAAGGAAAUCAGUCUGUUGCACGGGACUCCCGGGUUCCUCAGUCGCACUCCAUCAAAGACUUGCUGUUAGGGCCGGGUCCGAGUGCCAAACCUGGUAACAAAGACGCUCUCCAGGAUCAGCCUUCCCGUUCGUCCGCUCCCUCACGAGGCUCUCCACCAAAUCUUCGGGCAUCACCUGAGCCAGUUCCAGGAACAAGCAAAGACUUUCCAGGUUGCAGGCAAACACCAAAACAUUCUCACUCACAUCUCAACGUCAGUAUCGAAGUCCCGUCGCCGUCGCAGGUGGACCGUUCUGUCUUGGAGGCCCUUCCAGCAGAGCUGAGGGAGCAGGUGGAGCGGUCGUGGAGUAGGAGAGACGACAGACCAAAUAACUGCCAUCCAGCUGAUCUGCAGCCCUCCUCACCUAAUCCUCGUUCAACGUCCCCUCCUCAUCCUGCACUUUACUCUCCACCCGCUGGAACGUUGCUUCUGCAGAUUCCAAACCAGCCCGACAGUCCGGGAAUUGUACUGGAACUACCAAACUUCUCACAGGUUGAUCCUGAUGUUUUCGCUGCACUUCCCAAAGAGCUCCAGGAGGAGCUGAAGUCUGCUUACCACCGAGCUGCAAACCUCCCCCCCCAGGUGAAUGCAGCUGCAGUGGAGCAGAAGAAUCCACUGUUGCAGCUAAAGCAGCCAGGGCCAGGAACCGGCGUCGGUCCGGCCAAGCGGCGCUACAAGAGGAAGAAUGUAGUCAGUCCGGUCAAAAAAGGGACUUCGCCUGUAAAGAGGCAGCAGGGGACCCACAGUCCAACCAAAACCGCAUCCCGUCCUGUAAGAUCACAAGAACUAAUGAAUGUACCAAAGACUGAAAAUGAGCCCUCAACCUCAAAGCAGGACAUCCCAGCACCUGUGACUGAUCCGGUUCCUCGUCCUGUUCCUGCCCUGGCUGGAGCCUGUGAGCUGACAGAUAUUAAAACACUCCUGCGAGAAUGGGUCACCACAACAACAGAUCCAAAGGAGGAGGACAUUCUGCACGUGGUGAAGUACUGCACUGAUUUAGUUGAAGACAAAGAUCUGGAGAGGUUGGAUUUGGUGAUAAAAUGUAUGAAAAGGCUCAUGCAGCAGUCCGUGGAGUCCAUCUGGAGCACGGCGUUUGACUUCAUCCUGGACAUCGUGCAGGUUGUAGUGCAGCAAGCGUAUGGUAGCAUCCUGAAGAUAACGUAAAGACAACCUUCUGGGUGUGGUUGUUACACCACCUACUUUCCCCCCGUUUUGCAAACUCAUCCAUCCAACAAAGUGAGAUUUAAAUUUUUUAUUAAUUUGUUCUCAACUGUAGAUAAUGGCUUACAAUAAUCACAUGAUAAAUACAGGCAGUGAGAGAUAGAGCCAUUACAACAAAAUAAAACCAUGCAUUUUUGUACUUUUUUCAUUUGCAAGCAAUUCAAUGUACAGGGCAAUAAAGGUUCUCAGUGCUUUUUCACCAUAGCCCAACUUUAAGGAAGACUUAGUAUUUCUUUUCAUAUUUCUGUUUACUUUUAUACAGGCUUUCAUAUUCUUGGUGAUUUGCUAAUGGAGUUCACUCCUUUUUGAUGCACAUAUUAGUUGUAAAAUACAGUUGAUCUUGUUUAAAUUUGAAACAACUAUCAGUUAAAAAGUCUGUUUCUCUGGUAGCACUCCUCAGGCAUCAUGCAUCAAAACAACCUCAGAAAUAGUCAGACAAAAAGACAAUAUUCAUUCGUUCUUUUGGUGCUCUAGCACCUACCUGUGAAUUUUCUGCAGCUGCUGCAUACAGCUGCAUCUUUUUCCUCUUUCGAAAAAGUGCCAAACUUUGUUAUAAAGUGUAAAUAAUGUUUUUAAAAGGUCUUUGUGAAGCGUUUUAAAGAGAGCUGUACGUGGAGGAAUUCCCUCUUGUAUUGUUUACGAAUAGUGAAUUCUUAGUAACCGUCUCUAAAUUGUAACUUUUCUCACUUUAUUAAUGUUUCUAAGUGUUUAAACAUGGAAAUCAGAAGCUAGACAAAGUAUUUCAGAAGAGGGUUGGCUGUUGAUUCUAUGUUGCACUCUUAAUUUGAAAGGACAUUGACGUCAAUCUUGGCAAUCAAUCAGCCUAUGCAUUGUUUUUCACACUAACAAUUCUGAUAAUUACUCAAAAGAAUGUAAGAUUAUCAAACAUUUGUAUCAGGAGUAACUCCAGUGUUGCAUCAUGUCUUACUGGCUUCCUAACCUCAUAGAUAAUGCUGGAUUUGCAAAGGAACAGGUGAUCUGAUUUGUCACCCAGAGAUCCAUCUUGUGUAAUUCACGGUCUGCUGUCAUUUGCAUGGUGCGUGGCUAUUUUCAUGUACAUAUUCUGAAUUUAACUUUUACGUGAUCAGUGCUCGUCAGACACAGAUUUAUGAUGUCCAUGGGGGAUAAUAGUGGUUAAACAUUUUUAAAAUAGCAGUAAUCCGAUAUGCAAAUCUGAUCCGUCUGAAUGUAAUUUGGAAUCUGUGACUUAUCACUCUUUUUCAAGAUGUUGCUUCUCUUCACUUGUCAGCCACAAGUAAAAAAAUAAAAAUAAAAUAAAAAAAAAAGGCCAGGGUUAAAUUCUCUGAAUUGACUCGUGCCUGAAGACCUGAAGCUGUGAAAUUGUUUGUACGUUUUCUAAACAUUGAUAAUAAACUUUUUAAGAAUUGC